AUGGCCCAAAUAUUUAUAAUCUUAUACCUGAUUCCUGAACCUCAGAACCUGAUACGGUGAGGUGAGCAGUUGAGACUUGAGAGAGGCGGAGAGCAGAGAAUCAGAGAGAGGCUGAGGCGGUCCAGCUGGACCAGCCGUCCAGGCGGAGGAGCUUCAAGCUUGCUGCCUUGCUUGAGCCUUGAGCUGUUGUCUGUUAAGCAGAUGAGAACAGACUGAACGGUGGAGACUGGAGACUAGAGAGAGGCGGAGAGCAGAGACUAGAGAGAAAGCUAGGUGAUAACAAUAAUGCUAUUAUCAAGAAUUUUUGGGAGAACACUGUUUGCAGCGGCCAAAUCAGAAACAUCUAAUGCAACAGCUGCAGCUGCUUCUGUAGCAAGGAACCCUCUGCAAGAGUUCUUUGAGGCUGAUAGGAAUAUAGAUGAUGAUAAACCUGUUGUCUAUGGUCGUAGUUGGAAGGCUUCUGAACUGCGACUGAAGUCUUGGGAUGAUCUUAAUAAGCUAUGGUAUGUCUUGUUAAAGGAGAAAAAUAUGCUGAUGACCCAAAGACAGAUGCUUCAUUCACAGAAUCUACGGUUUCCUAACCCAGAGCGCAUUCCCAAGGUGAGGAAGUCAAUGUGUCGUAUCAAGCAAGUGCUCACUGAAAGAGCGAUUGAGGAACCUGAUGCUAGAAGGUCGGCUGAGAUGAAGAGGAUGAUAAAUGCUCUUUGAUAACUUCCAGCUUGUGUCUAUUCACUAAACACUGUAUUGGGUAUGUUUGUGGACUGCAAUAUGGCCACAUUUUUCUGGGUGCAACUUUGAAUCUUCUGGUAAUCACCUAGUAUCACUGUUAUGAAGUAAAUGGACAAAUUGCAGCAAUUCAUGAAUUGACAGAGUACUUGUUUCCUAUCUCUGAGAUUAGUUUUCCUGUAAUGAACUAGUGAUGUUUUUGAGCACAUAAUUAACACUGCUUGCGCCUGGUGGAUAUGUAGAACAUAAUGCAUAUUCUGUUUGGGCUAUCAUGUUUGAGCAUUGUAGUCUCUGUCUCAUUUUCAUUUUUGAAUUUCCUUCUUUUGUAGUCUCAUGAGUUUUGGCACCGGGGACAUGAUCUGCUUGAAGGUCCUUUACAAUGUUUGCUAUAGUUUUAAACAA
Messenger RNA from Quercus lobata, 1128 nucleotides. Its product is annotated as 39S ribosomal protein L47, mitochondrial-like. The coding region runs from base 286 to 708 and encodes 140 amino acids. Gene Ontology annotation, biological process: mitochondrial translation. The record is from RefSeq and is a predicted model, not a curated record. Gene Ontology annotation, molecular function: structural constituent of ribosome. The transcript is spliced from 4 exons. NCBI's taxonomy places the organism in Eukaryota, Viridiplantae, Streptophyta, Magnoliopsida, Fagales, Fagaceae. Gene Ontology annotation, cellular component: mitochondrial large ribosomal subunit; mitochondrial ribosome.